Messenger RNA from Aspergillus puulaauensis, 921 nucleotides. Its product is annotated as bZIP transcription factor. The record is from RefSeq and is a predicted model, not a curated record. NCBI's taxonomy places the organism in Eukaryota, Fungi, Ascomycota, Eurotiomycetes, Eurotiales, Aspergillaceae. The transcript is spliced from 2 exons. Bases 1 to 921 code for a protein of 306 amino acids.
AUGGACCCGACAUUGUUACAAGCACAGAGCGAUACCUUGAUGGCGCAGACACAACAUGCUAAAGAACACACAGCCAGUGAUGAGGCUUUGAUUCAUCUGGCGCACAUGCCGCAGCAGGCCCACGUCUGGAGGCCCGACGAUGACUGGACCGGCAUCGUGGACCCGAAGGAGCGGAGGAGGCUGCAGAAUCGCCAGAACCAGAGGAAGUGGCGCGAGAAACGAAGAGCAGCGUUUGGAGGAUCGAAGGCAGCAAUGACAGCCCCCGAGGGCUCGAGCUCGGAUUCAUCGAAUUCUCCAGCCACAGAAAAUAUACAUACGAAAAAAGACAUAACUUGCGCCCGUGCUCCUCCAAAUGUAAUGGAAUACCUACGCUGGUUUGAAUCCAUAGCAGAGCAAAGCUAUCUAACCGGCUCGCCCCAGAUCGACCAUUUAAUCAGCCUAACACGAUUAAAUGUGCACAGAGCCAUAGAGAGCAACAUCCGGGCCAUAGGCAUGACCGCAGACUGGACCUGCUGCGACGACACAAUAUCGAUCUUCAACUUAUAUUCCCCCGUAACAGCCACUUUCAAUCUGGACAAGAUCCCAAUUAGUUUGCGCCCUACAGAAAUCCAGCGGAGUGUACCGCACCACCCGUGGCUGGAUUUCUUCCCGUUCCCGCGCAUGCGUGAUAUUCUGAUUGCGGCGGAGCAUCUGUUUGAUGAUGAUGAGUUGUGCCAUGACUUGAUGGCGUUUUGGGAUACGAGGAAUACGCAGGCGACGCUGGUUGUUUGGGGGGAUUCGUGGGACCCGCGGAAUUGGGAGGUUACCGAGGCCUUUAUAGGGAAAUGGGGAUGGUUACUUAGAGGAAGCCCGGAAUUAGUGAUUUCAACAAAUUACUGGAGGAGGCUAAGAGGCGAGAGGCCUUUGGUUUGGAAGAAUUAA